CAAGCUCAACUGCGAUUCAGUGUAAGCACAGUGUCGGUUUUUUCUCUCCCUCCUCACCCUUUUCUCUCUAUUUUUCCUCUUUCUCUCUCUCCCUUUUCCUCUCUCUUCUUCCCACACCACCAACCGCCGGAUAAUCCACAUCGAAUAAGUCGCAAAAUAAAACCAACCGAAGCGCCCACCACCACAAUUAAUAAUGACCGAAAUCACGCGCGCGUUUAUCACUACUUCCACCGCCGCCACGAUCACCGCCGCCGCCGCCGCCGCCCUCGAGGAGGAGGACGAGUGGGAGGACAUGGAGGAGGACGAGGAGGACGAGGAGAAGAUAAACGAGGAGGGAGGGGAGGUGGACCAGAAGGACUGGGACUGGGAGGAGGAGGAGGAGGAGGGAGCCGAAGAGGACAAGGAGGACGGGGAGUGGGAGACGGACGACUUCGGAGGAUUGAGGCCGAGGGAGUCUUUUUUUUAA
Tricharina praecox is the source of this 466-nucleotide messenger RNA. RefSeq lists its product as uncharacterized. The record is from RefSeq and is a predicted model, not a curated record. The transcript is spliced from 2 exons. Lineage: Eukaryota; Fungi; Ascomycota; Pezizomycetes; Pezizales; Pyronemataceae. The annotation marks the transcript as partial.